GCUUUAGAGGGUCUCCAUGAACUUCAAGUGAACAAAACGACGACAACAAACCCCCUCUCUGUAAACCCUAAACCCGAUUCGUGAUCUCCGAUGGCGAGCCUUCGAUGCCUUCGCGAGCUAAGCCGCCGCGCCACGACGGCACUCUCGAUCAACCAGACGCGAUUGAUAUCUUCACUUCCGAGCUUAGAGCCUCGCGGCACCAGCAUUACUCAUGCGACCCCAACUCCGAAUCGAUCUCUCUCUAGAGAUCUCCCAUGGUACACUCGCUCCCAAGGUCGCCAUUUCUCUUCGAAAACAAACGAUACUGAUGAAAGCAGCGAUGGAGAAGACGAUGAUAACGAUGAGGAUUACGAGGAUUCGGCGGAGAUGGAAGUAGAAAGGGAGUAUUCGCCGGCGGAGAAAGUGGAGGCGGCGGCGGAGAUAGGGUACAAGGUGAUGGGACCUCUCAAACCUUCGGAGAGACUAUUCAAACCCUAUGAGCCAGUAUUCGCAGUUGUUCAGAUUGGUUCGCAUCAGUUCAAAGUAAGCAACGGAGACUCCAUCUUCACAGAGAAGUUGAAGUUCUGUGACAUCAAUGAUAAGUUGGUACUGACCAAGGUUCUUCUAUUGGGGUCGGCAAGCCAGACGAUUAUCGGUAGACCUAUCUUGCCAGAGGCGACUGUUCAUGCUGUUGUCGAAGAGCAUGCAUUGGAUGAAAAAGUUCUCAUUUUCAAAAAGAAACGAAGGAAGAAUUACAGGAGAACCACAGGGCAUCGACAGGAAUUGACAAAGUUGAGAAUAACCGAUAUACAAGGAAUUGAGAAACCAGAACCGAAGAUUGUCCAUAAGCCUCCCAAGGCAGCUGAUACAGAGCAACCAGAGGCUGAGCUAGUUGGUUAGGGAGAAGAAUUGCUUCUUCUUCUUCUUCUUUUUUGAUGAUAUCAAUACUUUGAAGUAAGUUCAUCUAAUCAUUCGCCAAUUCUUUUCUGAAGUUUUUCUUAGAUCUUGUCGCUGAAAGAGCAAAAAGGCCUUCUUGGUAGUUAGUGGUAAACUGGUAAUGAGAUAAACGUGAUUGCCUUUAGCUGUCUAGUUCAUCUCCACUGUUUGAUUUUGCUCUUCAUUUGUACUGGAACUGGCUCAGGCUUUGAUACAGAUUGCUUUUGUUUCAGAAUUCACAAAUAAAUAUUUGCGGAAAUAGUGUUUGCACUAUGCUUUUGUGCUGUAAGAUCGUUAUAUUGCCUUUUUCUCUUGACUAUGUUAUUGCUUUUGUUUCA
Brassica napus (rape) is the source of this 1253-nucleotide messenger RNA. RefSeq names its product 50S ribosomal protein L21, mitochondrial. The transcript is spliced from 5 exons. Gene Ontology annotation, cellular component: ribosome. The coding region runs from base 91 to 879 and encodes 262 amino acids. Gene Ontology annotation, biological process: translation. The record is from RefSeq and is a predicted model, not a curated record. NCBI's taxonomy places the organism in Eukaryota, Viridiplantae, Streptophyta, Magnoliopsida, Brassicales, Brassicaceae. Gene Ontology annotation, molecular function: structural constituent of ribosome; RNA binding.